This is a messenger RNA of Acyrthosiphon pisum (pea aphid), 651 nucleotides long. RefSeq lists its product as uncharacterized. The transcript has a single exon. The coding region runs from base 1 to 651 and encodes 216 amino acids. The record is from RefSeq and is a predicted model, not a curated record. NCBI's taxonomy places the organism in Eukaryota, Metazoa, Arthropoda, Insecta, Hemiptera, Aphididae.
AUGAGUGCCCACUGUCAAGCAAGAGAAUCAGUUCAAGCAGUACAACAUAAUGCUCCCAAACCAAUAGUAAAAUCGAAUAAUAUAAAAUAUAAGAAGGAAAGAAAGCACACAAUUUACUCUACUGCUUACAUAGCUACCGACAACAAAAGUUGUAAAAUGUGCAAAAAGGGUCAUCCAAUAUUCUUAUGUUUCAAGUUCAAACAACUCAACUCACAAGAACGAAUAAACAAGGCAAAGGAGUUAAACCUUUGUGUGUGUUGUCUAUCAGAAGGCCACAAAAAGGAUUCUUGCAAAUAUCCUGGCUGUAAGAAAUGUAACGCGAAACACAACACGUGGCUCCAUCCUGAUGAUGUUCCAAUCACGACCGAUUCAACCGUAAGUCAGAAUGGAGUCCCAAAAGAGUCAGCUAACACUGUUAUAGUUAUGACUGCUAGACCAACUAGUCAAAAACCAAGGAAAACUUCAAUGCUAUUAACAGCGUUAAUAUUAGCUCGUGAUCAAAGAGGAUCAUAUCAACUAAUCCGCGCAUUACUUGAUCCCCGAGCUCAAUCCAACUUUAUAACCGAACAUGCAGCUCAACUUCUCGGUUUACAAAGAAUCAAUCUGAAUGCAACAAUCUCAGGAAUGGGACAAGAAACGUCGGUAGUCUGA